AUGACGGGGCAACUGCCGAGAGAGCGUACCGCUUCCGGCGUUCCAAAACAGCCCAGGAAUUUAAGCUACUCACGUAGCGUGAUUCUGCCACACCAAACUCCAACCGUAUCGCCGAACCUGGAUACUUCCGACCUCCCAUCGCCUACCUGCCGUUUACCAAGAGCGGCUCACGAUGUCCCGCUAUGCGCCCCUCACUAUUCCCACCAGGGUGGCUUUGGCUGCUAGUCGUCAGGCCAUAGGACGAAGCGCCAUCUCUCUCUCACAAGCAAGAUUGAUUCGGCCGCAUAACUGCCGCGCCCUAUCAUCGGGCACAGGACAGAAAGAGAAAAGCCAAAGGAAGUGGGCGGCAGUUGUGGUCCUCUCUGCAACUGCGCUGGGUGCUGUGUUGAUUUAUCGUCAGAACCCAGCUAGGAUGGACUCGUCGUCGUACAAAGCUACCGCGACAAGACAAGCUGAACUCGCGGGAAAGUCGGUGUUUGCCUCACCCCUGCUCGAAGGACAAGAUGCAAAGUUGGAUGCGCGGAUGCAGUUCUACGAGGCUCUCGCUUUAGAUUCGACCGAGGCCGAUACCCUCCCCAGGGAACAGGCUGUGCUUACACAAGCGCCCUACGUCCCCCCUGCCAUUACUCGGGACUACCCGGUCCUCCUACAGGUCCCAUUAACCACUUCAACCAAGCUGGCUCAACUUACAAGCCAGUACAAAUACGAGCAAUGGACCUUCAACGACACGGUCCCCGGGCCGUUCAUCCGCGCGCGAGUUGGUGACGUGGUGGACUUGGAGUUCACAAACCGAGACGUGACGGGCAACCCGCACAACAUCGACAGUCACGCCUUUACCGGCCCCGGAGGCGGCGCAGCGUUGACUACCACCGAAGAGAACGAAACCAAAUCCGCGAGGUUCAAACUGCUCACCCCGGGCCUAUACCUAUACCACUGUGCCGCCGCACCCGUGCCCGUGCACAUCGCCAACGGCAUGUACGGGCUCAUCUACGUGCAGCCGGCGGAAGGGGACCUCCCGCCCGUGGACCGCGAGUACUACGUCAUGCAGAGCGAGUUCUACCACGAGCCCCCCGAGAUCCUCGACGACGGCCGUCCGUCCAAGGUGGUCGAGUUUUCGUAUCCGAACGGCCUGGCCGAGGAGCCGAACAUCGUCGUCUUCAACGGCAGUGAGUCGGCCCUGACGAGGGACAAGCCCCUGAAGGCGCAUACCGGCGAGACCGUCCGGGUCUUCUUUGGAAAUGCGGGCCCGAACUUGACGAGCUCUUUCCAUGUUAUUGGUAGCAACUUUCAUAGUGUGUACAGGGAUGGUGAUGUUUUGAGCCCGCCCGGCCGUUUUGUGUCAACGGUUACCGUGCCUCCGGGCGGGGCAACGGUGGUCGAUAUGAAGAUGGUAGUGCCUGGAACCUACACUCUGGUAGACCACGCGAUCUUUCGACUGGAUAAGGGGGCAGUGGGGUUCUUGAAUGUUUCUGGGAAGCCGAGGGAAGAUGUCUACGGGAGUUCGCAGCCACCUGCCCCGUGUGUUGGAUGCAAACUGCAUGCUUAG
Molecule: messenger RNA, 1546 nt
Organism: Chaetomium fimeti
Lineage: Eukaryota; Fungi; Ascomycota; Sordariomycetes; Sordariales; Chaetomiaceae
Product: Cupredoxin
Exons: 4
Coding region: 173-1546 (457 amino acids)
Molecular function (GO): nitrite reductase (NO-forming) activity; copper ion binding
Source: RefSeq, a predicted model, not a curated record